This is a messenger RNA of Magallana angulata, 4420 nucleotides long. RefSeq names its product alpha-catulin-like. Gene Ontology annotation, molecular function: actin filament binding; cadherin binding. Bases 68 to 2428 code for a protein of 786 amino acids. The transcript is spliced from 17 exons. Lineage: Eukaryota; Metazoa; Mollusca; Bivalvia; Ostreida; Ostreidae. Gene Ontology annotation, biological process: Rho protein signal transduction; cell adhesion. The record is from RefSeq and is a predicted model, not a curated record.
GAUAUAAGCGAUGUGAUGCGGUUAACCUUUCACCCAACAAUACGUCACUUUCUUCAGCUGCCGAAGAAUGGCUGGACCUCAAGUAAAUGAUGCUCGGUUGUCUUUGGAAAUACGCACAAAGUCCGUGGAGCAAACCUUGAUUCCCCUAGUUACUCAGAUAACAACGCUGGUAAACCACAAGGAGAGACCCAGAGUAACAGAGAAAACCACACAAGCCCUGGUCAGGGUGGGGCAGGCGGUGUGUCUGGCGGUGGAGAGGUUUGUGUCAGUGGGACAGACCAUUGCCACAGAGAACCCAGAGAUCAGUGCGGACAUGUGCCAGGCCUGUGCAGAGGCUAGAAAUGCAGGCACCAGCAUCCAACACUUGACAUCAGUCGAUGCCACAUCACACACUAAUAGCCAACAGUUUGCGGAGAAGACGGCCAUGGUCAGGGCAGCUCGCCAGUUACUGUCAGCGGUCACCAAAGUCUUGCUCCUUGCUGAUAAAGUCAUUGUCAAGCAGCUUCUUAUAUCUAAGAACAAGGUAUCCAAUACCCUGAAUGAGCUGUAUUCUGUCACCACAUUCACAGACUUUGUCAACUGCUUCUCACAGUUUGGGAACGAGAUGGUGGAACUGGCCCAUCUCACCGGAGAUAGGCAGAAUGAUUUGAAGAGUGAUAAACAUAGGGCACAGAUGGGAGCGGCCCGAGCUGUACUGGAGAAAUCCACCAUGAUGUUACUGCCAUCCUGUAAGGUCUGCCUAAGGCACCCCGACUGUGAGACAGCCAAGCAGAACAGGGAGGGAGUGUUUAAAUUGAUGAGAGGGGCCCUCAACAUGAUUCACCACAUUGUCAUGGAUGAGGGGGCGGGCCAGGCCAAUGGCCAUGUGUCACCGGUCCAUAAUGGGGAUUCUGGGAUAGGGCUGGACAAUGCCCACUCUGCUUGUAAAGCUUUCAAAGAGUUUGAGGAUCAGGUUGAGAUGAUUCGGAUGACAGGUGUAACAGCGAGCUGUAAGGAGAAACUGACUGGUGCCUUAGAAAUCCUAGUGGAGACCACUCAGGACUUCACAGACUCCGCUUACACCUCCCAUCAGCACCGCGAGUCCAUCCUACAGACCUGUGAUAGGCUCAAGUCAGAAAUGAGUGUCCUGCUCAGAAUUAGUAAGAAUCAGAGAAAUUCCAACAAUCCGAGUCCCGAGAUGGAGAAGGCCAUCUUAAGGACCCUAACUGCUGCUAAAUCUCUCAACAAACAGCUCCAAGAUACUGCGAUGGACCAAGCCUCGGAACUUUUUAAAGCCAAUGAGGAUCAUGAGAUUCUGAAGCACUUGAAGGCUGCAGGGGGUAGCGGGGAUCAGCAGAGAGUGGCAGAGAUGACCGUCAAAUUUGAAGAGCACAUGCAACAGCUUGAGGAGGUGUGCAAAUUAUUCCGACACAUUGCUACAAAUGAACAGUUGGUUAUCGCAGCAGAACACAAUGAAUUUGUGUUGAAGAACUUGGGACCACUGACCCUGCUGUCAGCCCAGACCCUCUCCCAGUACCCUGGCAGUAAGAUCACCCAAGAGAACCUGGACAUGUUCGCUGACUCUUGGGAGAGCCAGAUCAACGACCUGUCAAUCAUGGUCAAGGAAAUCAACGACGUAUGUCAGGGCAGGGGAGAGAAGCCUGUGUACCUGUCCCUCCCUAGACCUGGGAUAUGUCCAGCUAUGCCUCCUAAACAUGGGACAAAUUCUCGAGGAUUACGCCCAGUAAAGCUGGAUGCUGAGGAACAAGCAAAAAUAGCUAAACUUGGUCUGGAAAUGAAAUUGAUUACAUCAGAAAUGGAUGCAGAAACUGACAAGUGGGAGGAACCUGAUAAUGAUAUCGUCAAGAGGGCCAAAAACAUGUCCAGUAUGGCCUUCUCCAUGUACCUGUUUACCCGGGGGGAGGGGCCACUCAAAACCACCCAAGAUCUCUUCAUUCAGGCUGAGUACUUCUCUGAGGAAGGCACCAAAUUGUACAAAACUGUCAGGGACUUUAGUGAUAAGGUGCCUCUGUGUGUCCACCGUGAGGAGCUGAUGACAAACCUGGAGCGGAUCCCUGCUUGCUGUCAGCAGCUCCACUCCAUACUGCGGACUCAGACCAGUGGGAAAACGGCAACCUUCAACAAGGUUGACAAUGCAAUCCAAGAAACCAAGAACUUGAUGAACAUUAUUGCAAAAGUUGUGACAACCUCAUUUGUCUGUGCAACUAAGUACAACAUAGACUAUCGAAAAUCUCCCGGGUCAAGUCGACGGUGGAGAAGUUCAGGUGAGGCACGGUCCACGGCCAGCAGUGAUAACGAGUCAAUGUACAGUAGUUCUAUGUCCGACGGACUGAACAAGAGCUCCUGCUCCAAUAAACAGUUCUCGGCCAGCAACACAAGCCUAGACCGACAACCCUCAGGUUCAAACCUAGAUCCUUCCUCUCACUGAAGCUUCACCACUUCUUCAAAUGUCAGAUUUACUUACUGACAGAGAAAAAUCAGCAAGUGUGGAUACAAUCAAAUAUCAAGGGGGAUUUAUAUCAUUAAUCCCUGCCUACUUCAUCAAGGAUAACUGUAUGGAUAUGCUUUGUUUGCAAAGUGUGUAAGAUAUUUAUUCAUUGUUUCUACAACAUCCCAAAAUAUGAUGGAUAUACCAUUUUGUGCAAUAUAUAUUUUAACACUCAUCUGUAUACAUGGACUAUGGAAUUAUAUAUUAGGUAUACUGUGAUGAAAUUAAUGUGUGACUUGCCCUAUAUACUGUGUGCAAUAGAUUUAUUUUUUGCUCCACAUACGAGUGAUGGGUUUUUAUGUUCAGUUACUUCUUCUGUGUACAGUUGUAUUGAAAUGUCUUUCAGUUUCCAAAUUAUAUGAUAAAAGCGCAUUCUCCUUGACUUGACAUAAUUUUUCUGAUGAAAUGAAAGUCCAUUGUCAACAAAUUGUAUUUUUCAUGUUACUUGUAAAAAUGUGUUUUUGUUUACAAAACAUGACAAAAUGGCUGCUUCAUUUCUUAUUGCCUUACAUAAGUACCUCUCUACUAUGUGUUGUAACUAAUAAUGGUUGUAUUGAUUUUUGCUUUCCAAACAUUGGCCUUGCUUCAUUUAUUUACAAAAUUUGUGAACAUAUCAUUAUUAAUAUGUAAGAAUAGGUCGUUUAAUUACGCACACUGUGCAAAUUACUGAUAAUAUAUAUGUCAAAAGUAAAAAUGUUGUAGGGAAAGGAGUCAAUAUUUGUAAACAUACAGUUGUCAUUUAAGUUGAAAAUCAGUGCUUCAGAAAGUUAAAGAGUUGAAAAUAUGGUCAAUUUAUGCUAUAUGUGUGCUUUUGUGUGUUGUUGAAGAAAUGAUUUUCAAUUACCAACAAAUGUAGACUGAUGAAGAAAUGACCAUUCAAGGUCCAUGAAUAAAGUACUAGAUUUGAUAAAGAUUUUGUUUAAUAUUGCAAUACAUACUUGUUCUAUAUACAUGUAUAUCAGGUUGUAAAAUGAAGUUCCUUACCCUAGUGAUCUAUUUAUUUAUAUACAUAGACAGGUGUUUAUUGUUUAUUUUGCACUUUGUUCAGAGUUGCACAAUGAUUUUGCUGGUGCUUAUACAUUGAGUUUUUGGUACCUUCUGAGUUCAAGUGUUUUGAGAUGUUUUAUUUCUGUGCUUGCUAGAAGUGUAUGAUAUAUCAAGCAUUCCACGAAAUACAUAUUAAUGCAGGCUGUCAUCUGCAUUUAUUUUUCUAAUCAUUCAUUUAAUUAUAAGUGCUAUGAUUUGUAGAAAAACCAAAUCCCUAAAUUAUUCUGUUUUUUCCAACGCAAUAUUAGAGAAUUUUAAAAAUGGACAUGUGAACUGUAGUUGGUUAUAAAUGUUAUAAUUUGCUUUACAGGGUAUAACGUAAUUUUUCUGGCAGUUUCAAUUUCUAUGUAGAGUUGAUGCAAUAAUAUAGAGUACUGGUAUUUACCAUUUUUAUACAGAAAAAUUGAGCUGAAAAAUAUGUUGCUUUUAAUAUGCUACAAGAUUUCAUAUUUGUAUGUGUAUUUAGGGUACAAGAGUUGUUGAGCUACCUAUAUAGGAUACUGUACCAUUCCCUCUAUACAUGCAGAUCUUUCAACUUGAAAAUCUACAAAGCUUUCUACUCCUAACACUAAGUAAGCCUUGCUGUUCACAUUAUUCUAUCGGGCAUAACUUGUACUGGAAAUGAAAAAUGGUUUGAAGAAUAACAAACUUCUAUAAGUUAGUACUGAUUAAAAUGUCAUUUAUUUAAAAUAAGGGUAAAGAACUAUAUAUGAUAGGAGUUAAAUUUGGCCCCCAUAAUUCGCCAUUUUUUAAGUGUUUCGGGUACAAUAAAAUGUUAACUAAUUUUUUUAGAAGAGUUGAUAUAAAAUAUAUUUUUCAUCUAUUUAUUUGAUUUAUUUGCACUCACUGGCAGUAUAUGACGUCAGAAGUGACGCCCUUUCUAUA